CGAAGCCGGGCACAGAGCCCAGGGGUGCGGGCUCCCAGCCCCUCGUUGCCCGCCUAGCCCCCCUCGGUGUCCUAGAGCUGGGCGCCAAGUCCCCAGGGCCCAGCCCCCCGCUCCUCCCGCCCGGCCCUCGGGCACUCCCAGAACCAGCGAACCCGGGCGUCCAGGCUCUCGGCCCGCGGCACGCCCUGCCCUCGGGCGCUGGGCUGGGACCCAGGCGUCCGGCUUCCUGUGUGCCGUCUCCGGAGCCGCCGGGCCGAGCUCCCUGUCCCAGCAGGAAGCAGCAACAGCCAGGCAUGGUCCGCGACUGCCCCCGCCGCUGCCUCAGCGCCGGCCGGACCGCUGGCAGCAUGGCCCUGCGCAACCUGUCGCAGCCGACGUACGAGCCACCCCCCGCACCCCUGGCCGGCAGUAUGCCCGGGCUGGACAGCAUGGCACGUGGCUUCCUGGGGCUGGUACAGCCCAACGCCUUCCCGGCUGAGCUCCUGUCCCGGCUGAUCCAGGAGCCGACCCACAUCACGGAGCCCACCACGUACAAGCAGGUGCUGUCGUACGAGAUGGGCUUCCUGGUGUGCGCGGCCAUCGGCCUCCUCUUCAUCCUCCUCAUGCCCCUGGGCGGUCUCUGCUUCUGCUGCUGCCGGUGCUGCGGGCACUGCGGGGGCCGCAAGUACCAGAAGCAGGACGAGCUCACGGGCUGCCGGCGCCGCGCGCUUUGCACCACGCUGCUGCUGCUCUCCGGCCUGCUCCUGGCCUGGAACGUCUGCGCCUUCGUCACCAACACGCGCAUCUCCCGGGCCGUGGGCAGCAGCUUCGGCACCUUCAACAGCUCCGUGGGCAACCUGAGCACCUACCUGGACGACAUCCCCCAGCAGGUGGAUUUCGUGGUGAACAGCAGCCAUGUGCCGCUGGGCCAGGCCAACGACAGCCUGCGUGACAUCAGCUCCGUGCUGGGCAGCGCGAUCGUGUCCAGCGUUGGCCGCGAGCUGCAGGGAGCCCUGGACGGCGCCGCGCGCCUGCUGGAAGACCUGGACGUCCUGCGCACGGAUCUGCAGGGAGUGAUCAACUCAAGCCAGCGGCUGCAGGACGGGCUGGAUGGCGUCGGCCGCAACCUCAGCACCCUGUGCUCCCGCAUCGAGCACAGCCUGGAGAGCUGCGGGCAGCCCUGCGAGCCCCGGCCCCAAUGCCCCCGUGCCCCUGCCAGCCCAACUCCAGCUCUCUGUAUGUGGGAGCUGCCUGGGGGGGGUCCCGUUUUUCUCCUGCCCCCGGCGCAGGCGGGUGGCUUGGGGGGGCCGGGGUUGGGCUUGGAGCCUCUGUCGCAGCUGCUCCCACCCCCACUUUUGCCUUCAAUCCGCGCAGCUUUUGCCGAGACGAACUUGACGCUGGCGCCGGUCGUGCUGCUGAGCACCAAGCAGACUGACCUGCUCCGCGCCCUCGGCAAUACCACCCGCCUCACCAACCUGACCGCCGACCGCCAAAAGCUGAGCACCAUCCCGAGCCAGCAGCAGCUGCUGGGGCUGGCGGACGAGCUGGACAGGCUGGCGGACGUCAUAGGCACCAGGGCGCCAAACAGGAGCAAGGAGCUGCGGGACGAGGCUGAAGAGCUGCGACAGCUGGACAAGGAGAUGGAGACAAGGCUGCGCAGCAAUGUGCGCAUCCUGAACGAGAGCCUCCAGCGCCUGCAGAAGACAAUGCACCAGGUCCUGAUGCUGGUGGACUCUGUGCUGGAGCAGAUGAAGCAGGCCGAGGCCUUCCUGGGCACGCGUGUGGCCGCCACCAUCCAGAAUGAGAGCCAGCUCUUCCUGCAUCGGCUGCUCGGCUUCUUCGAGACCUACGUGGCCUGGGCCAAGGGCACCCUGACGGGCGAGCUGGGGCGCUGCCGCCCCGUGGCCCAAGCGCUGGACGGCGUCGAGACCAUCGCCUGCCGCUACGUGCUGGACUCUCUGAACGCCUUCUGGUUCAGCCUGGGCGCCUGCACCGUGCUGCUGCUGCCUGGCCUCAUCCUGGCCACGCGGCUCGCCAAGUUCUACCGCCGCAUGGACUACGCCGACGUCCCCGAGAACAACGCCCUGGAGAUGUUCGCGCCGCCCCCCGCCUUCAAGAUCCCACGGGUGGAGACGAGGCCCUGAUGUCCCGGCCCCGAGUGCAGCUGCCCAGGCUGGGCCACGGGGGUUGCUUUGCCCCAGCGCCGGCACAGCCGCGCGCAAUAAAGCAGUGCGUAUGUGAAGAGCCGAGCUGCCUGUCUGU
This is a messenger RNA of Alligator sinensis (Chinese alligator), 2241 nucleotides long. Its product is annotated as prominin-1-A-like. Gene Ontology annotation, cellular component: microvillus; cell surface; apical plasma membrane. Lineage: Eukaryota; Metazoa; Chordata; Crocodylia; Alligatoridae. The coding region runs from base 294 to 2123 and encodes 609 amino acids. Gene Ontology annotation, molecular function: cholesterol binding. The transcript is spliced from 20 exons. The record is from RefSeq and is a predicted model, not a curated record.